Molecule: messenger RNA, 1037 nt
Organism: Penaeus vannamei (Pacific white shrimp)
Lineage: Eukaryota; Metazoa; Arthropoda; Malacostraca; Decapoda; Penaeidae
Source: RefSeq, a predicted model, not a curated record
CGACACCUCGCUGAAGCUUUGUCGUUUUUGGGGAUACAUUGAGUCAUUACCGCCAUGAAGGAACUGUUCCUACUCCUGCUGGUCUUCGUGGCGUCCAUGCUCCUACAUCCGGCUGACAGCACCGUCCGAGAAUGUCGCGAUGUGGCCGUGUCUCUGGAGAGGGAAGUCGGCGAAACGGGCUUCGAAUGCGCGGAUGACCUAGGAAUCGACCUUCAAACUAAUGGCAAAGGCCGAGGAAACGGACGCGGGAGAGGAAAUGGUAGAGGUCGAGGGCGUGGUCGUAGUCGAGGUCGAGGACGUGGUCUAGGAAAAGGACGAGGACGAGGGCAGGCGAUGAAGUUCUACGCCGCUUACUCCAGACUUGACGCGGCUGAGCAAGAGGAAUUGGCUUCGUGUGUCUUGCAGGAAAUGGGAGUUCUCGAUGAUGAUGCGUUCAAUUCCACUGCUCUCGCGGAUAUCGUGAUCACCGACUUAACGGCAGCAGGCCAGUCGUCGGCGAUUAAUGCCACGAUCGCAGCGAUUGAGAACGGAGGCUGUCCGUUGGAGGAUGGCGAUCCAGACCUGACUGUGAUCUUCGAGUUUACGGAUUGCCUAAGGGGGUCCUGCGCAACCCCUUUGGAUGCUGAGGCUGAGCUGAUCUAGUGGCAGACACCCUUGGGCAGAUGUUAUGGCAGUACGUUUUGGGAUCCGCUGCCACCAUUUGUUGAAUUCCAAAUACUUGUCCUGGGAUCAUCUAUUGUCACCAUGUGUUGAAUUCCAAGUAAUUGUCCUGGAAUCCAAUGUCACCAUAUGUUGAAUUCCAAGUAAUUGUCCUGGAAUCUAAUGUCACCGUGUUGAAUUCUAAAAACGUAUCCUCAGAUCUACUGCCACUGAAUUCCUUAAACAUGACCUGGGAUCUGCUGCCAUGUGUUGAAUUCCAAAAAUGUGUCUUGGGAUCUUCUGCUGCCACUAUGUUUGUAGUUCCAAAAGUGUGAAACACUGAUGCUUCGAAAAAAGCGAAUCUGUCUUUUGUCAGGUUUCUUUGGAAUAAAUGGUAU